UGGCCGAACAGAACUAUCCCUAAGCUCUAGGGUUUCAAAUGGCGCUAACGUCUCAGCCUUUUUGAAAGCAGGAAAAAAAAAGGAGAAAAAACCAAAAAACAAACUAAGAAAAAGAGCGGGAGUCUCUCCCGCACAGCCGGUCUCCCAAUCCGCCUACCCAAACUCCUCGUAUAGUCGUGUUGCUCCUCUCGCCGGAAAAUGUCGAUCGGCGUUCGUCGCCUCACGGUGCUCGGCGAGUUCAAGCCCUACGGCUUGAUCGCCGAAGCUCUCGACGGCAAACCCGCCGACGACUUCACCGAGAAGUGCGAUUACUUCCUCUUCGACCCCGAAGUCGUUCGACAGCGAGACGAAGCCGACGAUUUCGACGCGUCCGGCGCCGCUCUCAGCGAUCGCUCUGAUCACGAGCUCUUCGUCAGAGGAAAUCGGAUAAUUUGGACAUCAGGUGCACGAGUGUUUAAGAGGUUCACGUUAUCCUCCCCAGUCAUUAUGGCACGAUGGUGUCGUCUGGGUGAUACGGCUGAGGCUCUUCUAUGUGUUUUGCAAGUUGGUUCUUUGACAAUAUACAACACAUCAGGUGAAGUAACAUCCAUCCCCUUGUCUCGUUCCAUCACAUCAAUAUGGGCUCUUCCUUUUGGGUUACUGUUCCAGCAACAAGCUGACACAAGUACAACAAGUCAUGUUCCUAUUUCAUCUACAAGUCCUUUAUUUGGUGUGCGUGAAAUGCCCCGUGCAAGAAGAGAAACUGGAAACAGUCCACAGCAUAAUUACACUUUUCCGAGCUUAUUUGAUAAUAUUGUAAAGGGAGAAACGACUUCAAUAUCCUCACAUCUGCUUCUGAAGGAUCCACUAGAAGAACCGCAAUUGACUCAUAUUGAAGAAAGAGGAAAGUAUAACAUAAUGAAGGAAUUUGAUGAGACAACAAUCUGGACGAGUGACCAAAUACCUCUUAUGGCGUCAUAUAACAAAGGAAAGAUGCAACACUCAGUGUGGGUUGUAGAAGUCAUUAAUUCCAACCUUGAGGUGGCAAAUGCUAAUUUAUUGGAUUUUAUUCCUUCUGGAGUAAUACCAAAACGGUUCUCCUUUCGUAGAAUAUGGCAGGGGAAGGGUGUGCAAACAGCUGCUUGUAAGGUUUUCCUUGCAACUGAUGAUGAUUCGGCUCCUAUAAUUUGCUUUCUUCACCAAGAACAAAGGAAAUUAUUGUCUGUAAGGCUUCAAAGUGAUGAAAUAAACAAUGAAAUCCUCUUUGACAUUAAACCUGACAUGAGCUGGAGUAUACCUGCAAUUGCAGCUGCUCCUGUGAUUGUCACUCGUCCUAGAGUGAAAGUUGGGCUGCUGCCAUACUUAGACAUGAUUGUUUUGGCACCAGAAAAUGCCCUUCUUCUUUAUUCCGGGAAACAAUGCCUAUGUAGGUAUGUGCUGCCUUCAUCAUUGAGUAAAGAUCGACUUUCACAUAAUUUGGACUUUCGAGAAACAUCUGUUUCCCAUGAACUGAAGGUUGUUGGAGUAGCUGAUGCUAUUGAGGGGCGUAUCAACAUCAUAGUAAACAGUGGGCAGAUGUUUAGAUGUGCAUUACGAAGAAGCCCUUCAUCUUCAUUGGUGAAUGAUUGCAUUACAACAAUGGCUGAGGGUCUUUGUUCCAACUUCUAUAGUCAUUUUCUCAGCCUUCUUUGGCAAGAUGGUGACUCUGCAUAUUUGUCAGAGGCUGACAUUGGUAUUAAUUCAGAAUGGGACUCUUUCUGUAGCAUUGUUCUGCAAAUGUGUAGAUCCUCUAUGAGUACUCAAAAGCAUGCAAACCCAUCGCCUACCUCAUCCUGGGAUUUCCUUAUCAAUAGCAACUUUCACAAGAACUUUUGCAAACACAAUUUUAUUACUGGAGUUUCCUCAGUAGCAUCGCUUGAUAUGCAAAAAAUGGAUUCUUUUGAAUCAAAUCUAAAUAUGGAGAAAAUAGAUAAUUCCUUUUACUCUGAGCUAAUGAUGGAGAGCUUGGAUUGUUUGCAUGCUGUUUAUGAAAGUCUGAAACUGGAUACUCUUCGGAAGAGGGAUCUGGAGCUUCUGGGAGUUCUAUUAUGUGAUAUUGCCAAGUUUCUAGGUGAACAAAGCUAUCUAGACCAUUACAUUCGGGACUUUCCUGGUUUUUCCAGAAAUGUAGGGAUGUCCAAAACCUCCCUUUCAUGUAAGACUCCACCAAGUUUAUUCAGAUGGCUUGAGAACUGUUUGCUGCUCGGAUGCAUUUCUCCUAACCUUAAUGGUCUUUCACCAUUAAUUUGUCAAAAUGGAAAUUCUGUUGUGAGCUGGGGCCGGAAGAUAGUCUCUUUUUAUAGUUUGUUAUGUGGUGCUAAACAAAUAGGAAACAAGCUUUCAUCUGGUGUUUACUGCAAUAUUGCUGCCGGAUCAUAUUGCACAAAAGAGGAACUUAUUGUCUUGGCAAUGGUUGGAGAAAGAUUUGGACUAAAACAGCUUGACUUGCUGCCUUCUGGAGUAUCUCUUCCUCUAAGACAUGCAUUGGACAAGUGCCGGGAAUCUCCUCCCACUGACUGGCCUGCAGCUGCUUAUGUUUUGCUUGGUCGAGAGGACUUGGCUUUGUCAUGUUUGGCACGUUCAUGCAAGUCUAAAGAAUUUGAAACCCAAACUAAUGUGAAUUUAAUCUCUAUUUCCACUCCAUACAUGCUACAUUUGCAUCCGGUGACAAUCCCUUCCACAGUUUCUGAUACUAUCGGAUUAGAGGGUGCAAAGUUUGAGGAUACAGAUUCUGUGGAUGGUUCUAUGACAGAUGGCAUGGAACAUAUCUUCAACUCUAGCACACAAUUGCGCUAUGGUCGUGAUUUGCGAUUGAAUGAGGUUAGACGCCUUUUGUGCUCAGCAAGACCUGUGGCGAUUCAAACAUCUAUUAAUCCUAGUGCCUCUGACCAGGAUGUUCAACAGGCCCAGUUAUGGCACAUCGCACAAAGGACCACUUCCCUUCCUCUUGGUCGUGGGGCAUUCACACUUGGAACAAUUUAUACACUUUUGACAGAGGCCUUUGCUGUCCCUAAGCUUGUUCUUGCAGGUCGGUUGCCUGCCCAACAAAAUGCAACUGUGAAUCUGGACCCAAACGUGAGGAAUAUACAAGAACUUAAGUCUUGGCCUGAGUUUCACAAUGCUGUGGCUGCUGGACUGAGGCUGGCCCCACUUCAGGGUAAAAUGUCAAGAACCUGGAUUAUAUACAACAAACCUGGGGAACCAAAUGCUAUUCAUGCUGGACUUCUUCUUGCAUUAGGGUUGCACGGAUAUCUGCGUGUUUUAAACCUUACAGAUAUUUACCAGUACUACGCUCAGGAACAUGAGAGCACGACUGUGGGAUUGAUGCUUGGCCUGGCUGCUUCUUAUAGAGGGACUAUGGAUCCAGCAAUAUCUAAAUCUCUUUUUGUUCAUAUACCUGCUCGACACCCAUCUUCAUUUCCUGAGCUGGAGUUGCCGACCCUUCUGCAGUCAGCAGCUUUGAUGUCAGUUGGUCUUCUUUAUGAAGGAUCCGCACACCCGCAAACCAUGCAGAUUCUCUUGGGUGAAAUAGGACGUAGAAGUGGAGGUGAUAACGUACUCGAAAGGGAAGGUUAUGCUGUUUCUGCAGGAUUUUCAUUGGGUCUUGUUGCAUUGGGUAGAGGCUAUGAUGCACUUGGUUUAAUGGAUGCAAUGGUUGACCGAUUGUUUCAUUACAUUGGUGGCAAAGAAGUUCAUAAUGAAAGAUAUUUUUCCUCAGCACUUUCAGCGGAUGAUCAUUGCCGUGUCGCUGCACAGAUGAUGGAUGGAAAUGCAGUUAACGUUGAUGUCACUGCCCCAGGAGCGAUUAUUGCUCUUGCUUUAAUGUUUUUGAAGACUGAAUCGCAAACAAUUGUGUCUAAACUGUCUAUCCCUCAUACACAUUUCGACUUGCAAUGUGUAAGGCCCGACUUUAUCAUGCUUCGUGUCAUUGCUCGGAAUUUGAUAAUGUGGAGCAGGGUACAUCCCUCCCAAGAUUGGAUUCAAUCUCAGAUUCCGGCUAUUGUCAAAAAUGGCGUCCAACGGCUUGGGGAUGAUACUAGUGAUAUUGAUGAAAUGGACGCUGAAGUAUUUGUGCAGGCAUAUGUCAAUAUAGUGGCUGGAGCUUGUAUUUCUCUUGGACUGAGAUUUGCUGGUACAAAGGACGGGAAUGCACAGGAGUUACUGUAUAAAUAUGCUCUCUGUUUUCUGAACGAGAUAAAACCAGUUUCUGCUAUAAGCGGCACCUUCCCUAGGGGUUUGUCCCACUAUGUUGAUCGGGGCACAUUGGAAAUUUGCCUUCACCUCAUUGUUCUUUCCCUUUCAGUGGUUAUGGCUGGUUCUGGUCAUUUACAAACAUUUAGGCUACUGAGAUUUCUUCGAAGCAGAAACUCUGUCGAUGGGCAUGCUAAUUAUGGAGUUCAGAUGGCAGUAAGCUUAGCAAUUGGGUUCUUGUUUCUUGGGGGAGGAAUGCGGACAUUCUCAACAGGAAAUUGUUCUAUUGCUGCAUUGCUGAUUACUCUGUACCCACGCUUGCCUACAGGACCAAAUGAUAACCGAUGCCACCUUCAGGCAUUCCGGCAUUUAUAUGUACUUGCAACUGAGGCUCGCUGGAUUCAGACCGUUGACGUGGACACUGGUUUACCUGUGUAUGCCCCUCUUGAAGUCACUAUUAGAGAAACUGACCAUUAUGCUGAAACAAGCUUUUGUGAAGUUACCCCUUGCCUUCUGCCAGAACGAGCUGUGUUGAAGAUGGUUCGUGUCUGUGGCCCUAGGUACUGGCCUCAAGUAAUAGAAUUUGUUCCUGAAGAUAAACCUUGGUGGACAUUUGGGGACAAGAGUAACCCAUUCAGUUCUGGCAUUCUCUAUAUCAAGCGGAAAGUUGGAGCUUGCUCAUAUGUCGAUGAUCCCAUAGGAUGCCAGUCACUGUUGUCACGAGCAAUGCACAAGGUAUUUGGUUUGACUAGUUUAAAAGCAUAUAAUCUUUGCGAUGAGGGCUACAGUGGACCUGGUUCUAUUACAGUUGAUCAGCUGGUUGCUACCUUCUCGUCUGAUCCUAGCUUAAUUGCUUUUGCUCAACUCUGCUGCGAUCCUUCUUGGAAUAGCAGAACCGAUGUCGAUUUCCAGGAGUUUUGCUUGCAAGUAUUAUUCGAGUGUGUAAGCAAGGACAGGCCUGCUCUCUUACAGGUAUAUUUGUCAUUGUACACAACAAUUGGGACAAUGGCGGAUCAAUUUACCAGUGGUAGAGUUGUUCUAGGGGACUCCCUUUCUAUUUCCAAUUUAAAGCUUGCAGUAGCCUACAAUGAAGCUCUGCUGGGGGGAAAAUUGACCAAUUCUAGAGGUGGCAUUAUUCAAUCCAAUUUUCUAGGAUCUCUCAAGAAACGAGUGGACGAACUGCUGAACUGUUGCGAGGGAUUAAAGGACAAUUUUCAUAACUAUAUGAUAUCAGGGACAUGGCCCGCUGCGGAAUUCCAGGGAGGGAGAAAUUCAAUUCUUCUUUCUUGGUACCUUCAGUGGUUUGGUGUACCAGCUCCAUCUGUUAUUAAGACAGCUGCGGAGAAAAUCAGGCCGAAGCUAAAGUCGUCAUCCUUCGUUCCAGUUUUGCAUCUGUUGUUUCCAAGCACAGACAUCAAUGUGAUUGGUGAGAUAAACAAGUUCUUGUCUUCCAACGACAGCAAAUAAGAUUUUGAUGGAUGACGCAACAGUCAAAUUGUUGCUGCAAUAAUUGUGUUUAGCGUAAGAUCUUAUAUAUGGUCUUUGAAUAUGGAGAGGAAGAACAAAAAGUCGGUCAUCAGUGUACCAAAUUAUCGCGAUAGUUUUGCUUUCAUUUGGUUGAGCUUAUAACUAUCAACCUCUGAAGUUGGUACGGCUUCCAAAUUCAUGCUGUAUAAUAUGCGGGGCCCGUUUGACAGAA
This is a messenger RNA of Morus notabilis, 5908 nucleotides long. RefSeq names its product anaphase-promoting complex subunit 1. Gene Ontology annotation, biological process: anaphase-promoting complex-dependent catabolic process; metaphase/anaphase transition of mitotic cell cycle; protein K11-linked ubiquitination. Lineage: Eukaryota; Viridiplantae; Streptophyta; Magnoliopsida; Rosales; Moraceae. The record is from RefSeq and is a predicted model, not a curated record. The transcript is spliced from 37 exons. Gene Ontology annotation, molecular function: molecular adaptor activity. Gene Ontology annotation, cellular component: anaphase-promoting complex. The coding region runs from base 199 to 5676 and encodes 1825 amino acids.